Messenger RNA from Funneliformis mosseae, 894 nucleotides. The record is from the annotation of a GenBank genome assembly. Lineage: Eukaryota; Fungi; Glomeromycota; Glomeromycetes; Glomerales; Glomeraceae.
AUGGGAGGCACGUCAUCAAAAUCUCGAAAGAACAAAGCAAACGAGUUAUUAAGUUACAAGCCGGAUGUUAAAGAUGAAAACCCAUUUGCAAUAUACUAUAUGGCAUUAAAUACAGGCGAUGUUGAUAUAAUGCAUUUAGUUCAUUUUUAUUAUAAAUAUAUAUGGCAGGGUUGUUUUUCUGUUCCAUUAGAAGCAAAAUUAAUAGAAGGAGAUGUCAAAGUAUUAGAUGUUGGCUGCGGUGCGGGAACGUGGCUGUUGGAUUUGUCAACUCAAUACAUGAAUAGUAAAUUCGUUGGUAUUGAUAUAAUGCCAAUAUUUCCAGUUGAGAUAAAACCAGAGAAUCUUGAAUUUAUCGAAGGAGACGUGUUAAACGGUUUGCCUUUUGAUGACAAUACAUUUGACUUCGUUCAUCAAGAAACAAUGGGAUUGUCGUGGACAAAAGACAAUUGGCCAUUUGUUAUAUCUGAAUAUAUAAGGGUAACGAAACCAGGUGGUUAUAUACAAUUUAGUGAUCCUGAUGUAGUUACUUACGGUCCUAUACUAGGUAAAUUCUUUGAAUCAAUGAGAGAUGUGUGUAAGCUAAGAAACGUUGACGGACAUUACAUAAAAACGUUGGAUAAGGUAUUAGAAAAUUAUGAUGAAAUAACAAACGUAUGUAAAGAUACAAGAGAUGCGAUCAUGUGUGACGCGUUUGGUGGUAAGGUGGGUAAUGUAUGGUACGAUAUAAAUCAUAUGGUUUUUACUAAAGAUGAGAUUGCCGAAGGAUUAUCUGCGUUUAUGAAUAUUACUAAAGAGGAAUAUUUUGAACUGUGGAGUAAAGUUGAACAAGAAGCAAAAGAAUCUAGAUCGGUCACUCUAUUACACAGGAUUUCGUGUCAAAAGAAAUAUCGAUAG